Messenger RNA from Xiphias gladius (swordfish), 2912 nucleotides. It is a transcript of the gene tbx18, whose product is annotated as T-box transcription factor 18. The coding region runs from base 205 to 1740 and encodes 511 amino acids. The transcript has 8 exons. Gene Ontology annotation, molecular function: DNA-binding transcription factor activity, RNA polymerase II-specific; RNA polymerase II cis-regulatory region sequence-specific DNA binding. Gene Ontology annotation, cellular component: nucleus. The record is from RefSeq and is a predicted model, not a curated record. Gene Ontology annotation, biological process: positive regulation of DNA-templated transcription; morphogenesis of embryonic epithelium; cell fate specification. Lineage: Eukaryota; Metazoa; Chordata; Actinopteri; Istiophoriformes; Xiphiidae.
CAUUAUUACAGCUCGUCCCGGCUCCCUCCGCUUCCCCUGCUGUCCGGCUUGAGGACGGAGAAACCUUCCGACCGAAAGCACUAGAUUGUCGUGGAUGGUAGAUUCUCUUACUUUCAGACUGCCUGUGUUUUGAUUUUUCUAGUACCCUGCAAGCUCUUGACACCGUCUCUUUCCUCUCGUUCCUCUGUCCGGAGACUGAGAGAAAUGGCAGAGAAGCGGCGGUCCCCCUGCGCGCUGAGUGUCAAGGCUCAUGCAUUCUCGGUAGAAGCGUUGAUCGGAGCAGAAAAGAGACGUAAGACGGCCGGAGAAGAUGCUGUGUCCUACGAGGAAGGGAUUGAUGUCUCUGAUCUAUCCGGCAGCCCGGGACCGCGGACCGACAGAGCGUGCGCCAGCGACCGGGGCAGCGAGGCUGAAUGUGGAAGUGACGGAUCCCCGGAGAGCGAGGAGGCGCUGCUGGAGAGCCUGCAGCCCACAGCUCUGUGCACGGCCUCGUCAACCGGCACCGAAGAGGAGGCCCGCGUGGACCUGCAGGGUUCAGACCUGUGGAAACGGUUCCACGAGAUUGGCACGGAAAUGAUUAUCACCAAGGCUGGACGGCGGAUGUUCCCCGCUAUGCGUGUGAAGAUCACGGGCUUGGACCCACACCAGCAGUAUUACAUUGCCAUGGAUAUAAUCCCCGUGGACAACAAACGAUAUAGGUACGUGUACCACAGCUCAAAGUGGAUGGUAGCGGGGAAUGCAGACUCCCCUGUUCCGCCCAGAGUGUACAUCCAUCCGGACUCCCCGGCCUCAGGAGAGACAUGGAUGCGUCAGGUGGUCAGCUUCGACAAACUUAAACUGACCAACAACGAACUAGAUGACCAGGGACACAUAAUUCUGCACUCCAUGCACAAGUACCAGCCACGGGUCCAUGUAAUCCGUAAGGAGUGUGGAGAGGAGUUAUCCCCAGUGAGAGCCAUCCCUGCUGGCGAAGGCACGCAUACCUUCUCCUUCCCUGAGACUGUGUUCACCACUGUCACAGCAUAUCAGAAUCAACAGAUUACAAGGCUGAAAAUUGACAGAAACCCAUUUGCCAAAGGCUUCAGAGACUCUGGCAGAAAUCGGAUGGGUCUGGAAGCUUUGGUUGAGUCUUAUGCAUUCUGGCGUCCAUCUCUGCGAACUCUCACAUUUGAAGACAUCCCUGGCAUGGCCAAGCAAGGAGUUCCAGGAGCUCAUGGAGGGGUUGGAGCAUCAACUCACCUGCUCUCCACAUCCCCAUGCUCCUCACCUUUCCAGGUUUGCCCUCUCAGCCCACCUGAUUACACCUGCAGUCGAUCUACACACCCCCUCCAUCGUUACAGCAACCCCCCAGAGCCAUUCCCCCCUCCAAGAGGUCCAUCAGCAUAUGAAGGGGAAGGAUUCUGUUCCCUGCCUCUCCCUGCUUCUCAACUUAGUUAUCUAUCCAACCCCACCCCACAGGGUUACGCCAGUCUUCGCCUCCACACACCUCCAUACAGCCUGUACGGUUACACAUUCCCACCCUCACCACGCCUUGCUGCCAGCCCUGAUAAAAUGGCCGCUGCUGCCACUGCCAAUCAUCAGAGUCCCUUCCUUGGCUCGUCUCCUAGUGGGACUCUAACGGACAGUCUUGGUGUGCUCAGUGGAGGACAGCAGGGCUUCUUGUUUGACUCUCGGACUUUAGGACUUGCAGGUACCCAGCCGGGAGGUGGGGCCUCACAGGUCACUGCCCACAUGGGCUGAGUUUGAGUCUGGACAUCUAGGGUUGUCACAAACACAAAAUGACACCCUGGAAUGGGUGUAAGUUGCUUUGGGUUCAUAAAGUUCUACAGAUUAAUCAUCCAUGUGCUGAACAAGCAUUGAGCUGAACUGUGGAUAAACAGAGAAGAGUGACAGACCAAGCCAGUGCUACUCUGAGCAUAUGAGCUUGUCCAAGCUCCUUUAACUGAGGGGAAUAUUUCUUAUCUUUCAAGCAUGUUUUCUAUAACAUGCAUGUGCAGCUGCAGUGGUCACUAAAGGAAGGAAUUUCCUGCAGCUUUGAUUAAGGAGUCCAAGCAAUGCAACCCAGUGACUGAACUGGAACCGAAUAUGGAUUGGGCAGACACAGGGCUGGCCCAGGCACUCAUAGCAAGCACUUGAACCCCUGGAAGGGGGCCCUGAAGCAGUGAUUAUUAUACUCACACAGCAUUCUGCAUGGCCUCUAUGAUCUUGCCUACUUUGAAUGGAGUUACUGAACACUAUUUUUAAACUUUCUUUUUAAAGGAUAAAUUGACUAAAUUCCUUGUGUCAAUUAAAUUCCUUCUCAUUACAUGCCUGGUGGUGUUCUCAAUCAAGUCUUUGGAAUAACAAAUAUGCAGCUGAAGUCCCCUUAGUAAUAUGCACUACAGGCAGGGCCUUUUCGCCACUCAGACUGAAAAAAAACAAAAACAAACAAACAAACAAAAAACUUUUAAACACUACACCAGGAACCUGUCACAUACUAACAUGAUGACAUCAUGGCCAUAAGAAACCAAGGGAGAUAUCCCGGCGACACUUAUGGACUGACGAGGUUAAAGCUGUGGGAGAGUGAUGGAUGACAAACUGAUUUACAUAUUCUAUGUCUAGUUUGACACAUGCUUACUUGAUCCAGCUGUUUGGAUGUCAGGCUGAAGAAUGUCUUUCCUUGUGUGACACAGAUGUAACUGUACAUGAUGGCUCUGUAUAUAGCGGGGGGAAGGCAGGCGGGAGGAGAGAUGUGUAUAUAAAGGGCUGUGUGACCCUUCGCACUUAAAAACCCCAAGGCACCUGCUUCUGCUCUUUAGACUGGGUAAGGUACGCAGCAGCCAACCCUGAACUUGACCGAAAAGCUUUUCUUUGCAAACAUGCGCUAUAUCAGCAAGCCCUUUGGUGAGGAUAUUAACAUGUUCUUUGACUUU